UAAACACAUUGCUUUCUAUUUUAAGAUCUUUCUAUCUCUCUCUCUCUCCAUGGCAUCUCAACACCUUCAAGCCAACCCUCAUGCUGAAGGAGAAUGGUCCACAGGCUUCUGUGAUUGCUUCUCUGAUUGCCAAAACUGUUGUAUCACAUGGUUGUGUCCAUGUAUUACAUUUGGCCAAGUUGCUGAUAUUGUAGACCGAGGAAACACCUCGUGUGGUACUGCUGGAGCACUAUAUGUGUUGCUAGCCGCAAUAACUGGUUGUGGAUGUCUCUACUCGUGUAUCUAUCGUGGAAAGAUCAGAGCUCAAUACAAUAUUAGAGGUGAUGGUUGUACUGAUUGCCUUAAACAUUUCUGCUGUGAGCUUUGUGCUUUGACACAAGAAUACCGUGAACUCAAGCACCGCGGUUUCGAUAUGAGUCUUGGAUGGGCGGGGAACGUGGAGAAGCAACAGAACCAAGGAGGUGUGGCGAUGGGUGCUCCAGCCUUCCAAGGCGGCAUGAGCCGCUAAGAUUUGCUUCUUUAUGUAAUUGAUCAUAUGUCAUAUAUGCGGUAAUAAAAAUGAGGUCUAAUCCUUUGUUUGUGUUGUAUAGUAUGUAUGCUAUUAUGCUUGUUGUGAAAGUUUGAAUAUGAGUGUUUCUUCAAUGUAUAUUCCACUGUACAGUUACAAGAAUGUAAUUACAAUGUCCAAGAAAGUGACACCAAAACAAAUUAAUCCAAGUUUUAGUUUUCC
Molecule: messenger RNA, 730 nt
Organism: Arabidopsis thaliana (thale cress)
Lineage: Eukaryota; Viridiplantae; Streptophyta; Magnoliopsida; Brassicales; Brassicaceae
Product: PLAC8 family protein
Exons: 4
Coding region: 50-508 (152 amino acids)
Cellular component (GO): membrane
Source: RefSeq, marked reviewed